This is a messenger RNA of Hevea brasiliensis (rubber tree), 2333 nucleotides long. RefSeq names its product actin-related protein 9. The transcript is spliced from 15 exons. The record is from RefSeq and is a predicted model, not a curated record. The coding region runs from base 1134 to 1658 and encodes 174 amino acids. NCBI's taxonomy places the organism in Eukaryota, Viridiplantae, Streptophyta, Magnoliopsida, Malpighiales, Euphorbiaceae.
UUAUGCAGACCAGCAAACAAACGAGAAGUCGAAGAAAACAGGAGCGGGAAGGAAACCGUAAUUCUCAGUGACCAUAGCGACUUCCGCUCGGAGCUCUGCUUCAUCGUCAUGGUAUAUAGGACCUAUCAACACUACCACCUCCUCAACGACAUUUCCUCUCUUUCUCCGUUCAAUUGAGUAACUUCUCUUUUUUUCUUAAAAAAAAAAAAAUUCCGGCGGGAUUACUCGAAGACGGUGGUGCCUUCAAAACUUGUCACAGAGCGAGGCUCCAAUCUGGUUGUCAUUAACCCUGGUGGUGAUGCUCAGAGUCUGCAAAUGUCAGAAUAGGCCUCGCACAGCAGGACACUCCCUCUAAUAUCCCUCACUGCAUUUCUCGCUAUACCAAUCAAUUACCCAAACUUAAUGUUAAAGAUCAGAUGCUGGAUUCUCAGGUCACAACAGCUUAGCACAUUGAUCGUGAGAAGGCAUAUGAUAUUAUUGCUUCAUUACUGAAGAUCGCUUUUCUGGGUGAAGAGGUUGCGAACAAUUCUUUUCCACGCAAGGUAGGACGUACUGACGGAUAUAAUACACAGAGUGGCAGGAAAGAUGUGGCUUUUACAUGGGCUAAUGUAUAUGAGUAGGAAACUCACUCUUCUUUGGCAUCAGACCAACAAAUGACAGCCAGAUUGAUGAGUCCUUGGAGAAGCAUGAAAGUACAGAUGCCAAGGAGCCUAGUACAAAUGAGCUUAAAUACAGAGGUUUCAUUUGUGGUGAGGAAGCACUAAGAAUACCCCCCACAGAGCCAUAUAUUGCUCACGCCACCCUAUUCGCAGGUGACACUUGAACCUUUGACAACAUCAUCCUAUGCAGCAGGUGCUUGAAGACCUUCAUGCUACUUGGGAUUGGAUUUUGGUAGAGAAACUGCAUAUUCCUCACUCUGAAAGAAACAUGUAUGCUGCCAUACUUGUUUUGCCAGAAACAUUUGACAAUCGGGGAAGACCUUGCUGCAGUUUUUGGGAAUGGUUUAUCAACAGCGUGUGUUGUAAAAAUUGGUCCUCAGGUGACAUCUGUCAUUUGUGUUAAGGAUGGAGUAGCUCUAACUAAUACAGAAAAGACUUCGCCCUUUGGUGGAGAGGUUCCAUGACUACGAGGAUAUGCUGGAAGACACAUGGCAUAUAGAAUACCCUAGAAGACCUGAGAUAUCAGAUUGUCUAUUUCCCGGCAUUUAUGUUGGAUUGUCCAUGCGGGAUAGCUAUCCAGUUUUCCCUUCUAAGCCUAAGACAGAAGAGACUGUUGGUCUUGCAGAGGCUAUCACCAGUAGCAUUCUUUCAACAGGUCAUAUAGACCUCAAGAGAAAAUUGUUUUGUAGCAUACAAUUGAUCAAUGGAAUGGCUUUGACACCUGGUCUGAGUCCUGCAGUGGAGAAGAGAGUUUUACAUGAAAUCCCCUCUAAUGAAGCAAUUGAUACAGUUGAGCGCAUAAUUGGUUCUGCAUCGAGAACAAAACAAACCCUUGUGUCCUGGAAAGGUGGAGCUAUCCUUGGAAUUCUCGAUUUUGGUCGGGAUGCUUGGAUACAAAGGGAGGACUGGAUUCGUAAUGGGAUUCACAUUGGGAGGGGUAGAAAAUACAAGGAUUCUUACCAUCUUCAAGCACAAGCAAAGUGUUAUAAAAAUUCUUAAAGGAGACGGGAAUUAAUGCUUUGAUUUAGAAUUAGCAACUUUCUGGGUAAGGCAAAGUCUAAUUCUAACUGAAGCCUUAAAAUUUAUAAAAGCUGAUUGUUGACUACUUUUCUGGGGGAAGCAUAAACUAUCAUUUGGAAGGCUCUAUGUUUCUUUUGAACAGGUGAAAGUGUGUUAAUAUUCCACCAGUGGCAUGCCCAAACAUGUGCUUUUCCAUUGGCAUCAUCUACAGCUAUGGCAUUUUACCUUGUACAGCAUAAGUAGUUUUGCAUUCUUUCCUUAAGAUUGAAGAGGCAUGCAUAUUAUACUUGGGGAGAUGAAGAACUGUUUGGCUUUUUAUUUGUGCAGCUGCUAAAUGGCAGGUUCUGUCCAUAUUCUUGUUGUAGAAGGCUGAAUUUCUGAGCUUAAUUGAUCCUAAUUGCAAAAGAUACCAUCAAAUUUGUCAAGCUUGUAUACAGUUUGUCUAAUCAUUUGUAGUUUGUAGGGCUAAAUAAGCUUCCAUUUCCUGAUUUUUUUUCCCCUACCUGUGUGCCACAGCUUUGGAACCUGGAUGUGAACUUCAACAAAAUAUUUGGCCUUACUUUAUGAAUAGUUUGUGACAAAUGUAUGUGUAUCGCUGUUAAACUGUAAGAUGAUUUUGAUAAUUGAAAAUAAGUCAACAUUUUCUGACCAUAA